Molecule: messenger RNA, 918 nt
Organism: Oldenlandia corymbosa var. corymbosa
Lineage: Eukaryota; Viridiplantae; Streptophyta; Magnoliopsida; Gentianales; Rubiaceae
Source: the annotation of a GenBank genome assembly
AUGGCGGUAGUAGAUUCAGGAAGACACCCUAUCCGUCCGACCCGUCCUUUGCCGGUAUGGCCGAAGCCAGAACGACGGAACAGCAACUCUUCCUCCGGUUGUCUCAAACCAAUCAAAACCGCCGAAGGCUUUCAAAAACCUCCGAAAAAUAAUACGGUCGCAAUCGAAACGCUCAGAGACCUUUUCACACAAACUGAAGUUCAUCUUUGGGACGAUCACCCGAAACAGCCUAAUGGAUUGGUGGUAGAUUGCCCAUUGAAUACCAAAUUAUCCAACAUUAUCGGUAGAUAUUGGAACCAGCGUUAUAAUUUGUUCUCCAAGUUCGAUCAAGGCAUCAAGAUGGACGUGGAAGGAUGGUUUUCCGUCACCCCGGAAGCCAUUGCAAAGCACCAGGCGCGGCGUUGUUGUGGGACCAAAGGCGGCAGUGGAACGAUCGUGGACUGCUUUACCGGCGUCGGAGGUAACGUGAUCCAAUUUGCGCAGCAGACGAAUUGCCAGCGAGUCAUAGCCAUUGAUAUCGAUUCGCGAAAACUCCAAUUUGCGAUACAUAAUGCCAAGAUCUACGGGAUCGAUCGGAGCAAAGUAAUGUUUAUGUUGGAUGAUGCCAUGGUCGUGGGACCUAAGUUGCGCGGAGACGUGGUUUUCUUGUCCCCGCCUUGGGGAGGACCGGAUUACUUGAAGCACAAGACGUUUGAUAUCAACACCAUGUUAAAGCCUUGCGGCGGCCAAGCACUUUUCGACAUGGCGAAGAAGAUUGCGCCGAAGAUCGUGAUGUUCUUGCCUAAGAAUGUGGAUCCUAAUCAGCUGGCGGAGUUGGCCCUUUCGGCGAGUCCGCCGUGGUCGUUGGAGGUCGAGAAGAAUUACUUAAACGGCCGGCUUAAGGCCGUGACGGCUUACUUCACUAAAAUCAGAUGGUAA